Messenger RNA from Panicum virgatum (switchgrass), 297 nucleotides. Its product is annotated as PE-PGRS family protein PE_PGRS33-like. The transcript has a single exon. The record is from RefSeq and is a predicted model, not a curated record. The coding region runs from base 1 to 297 and encodes 98 amino acids. NCBI's taxonomy places the organism in Eukaryota, Viridiplantae, Streptophyta, Magnoliopsida, Poales, Poaceae.
AUGGCGGCGGCGGGUGAGGCUCCGGCCUCCUGCUCCGGCGGAGAGAUGGCGGCGCUGCUGGGGCGGUGCCACGGUGGCUGGCCGCUGUGGGGGCGUGGGGCGGCGGGCGGCGUCCCCAACACGGCCUCUGCGCCUCUGCGAGGCGUGGGCGUGGCCGCGGGGGUGAGGAGGCGACGCGCCGACGGGGAGACCGGCAUGGGCGGGGGCGGGGGCGGGGGAGGCGGCGGGCGGGGUCGGUCCGUCGGGUCUGGGGACUCGGGGGUGGGGGGCGACGGGGCGUGGCAGCGUGGGGGCUAG